This is a messenger RNA of Rhinichthys klamathensis goyatoka, 2194 nucleotides long. It is a transcript of the gene rec8b, whose product is annotated as REC8 meiotic recombination protein b. Gene Ontology annotation, cellular component: cohesin complex; synaptonemal complex. The record is from RefSeq and is a predicted model, not a curated record. The coding region runs from base 142 to 1851 and encodes 569 amino acids. NCBI's taxonomy places the organism in Eukaryota, Metazoa, Chordata, Actinopteri, Cypriniformes, Leuciscidae. The transcript has 18 exons. Gene Ontology annotation, biological process: mitotic sister chromatid cohesion; synaptonemal complex assembly; replication-born double-strand break repair via sister chromatid exchange. Gene Ontology annotation, molecular function: protein binding; chromatin binding.
UUUAGCGCGUAUCUGAGGAAAUUCACAUUAUCUCCGCGUGUUUUGGCUGAAGUAAAGUGUGACCAAAGGUUAUCAGAUUAGAUUUUAAAUUAGAUAUCGAUUGUGUUCAGAUUUGUGAACUGAACCGAACUCUGAGGUAAAAUGUUUUAUUAUCCAAACGUGCUUCAGCGUCACACUGGCUGCUUCUCUACUAUCUGGCUGGCAGCCACUAAAGGCAUCAGGAUUUCCAGAAGAGAGUACCUCAAGGUCAACGUCAUGCGCACUUGUGAGGACAUUGUGGAUUACGUGAUGGUCCAGGUUCCUCCAAGCCAUCCUAGUCUUCCCCGGCCCCGUUUCUCUCUUUACCUGUCCUCUCAGCUUCAGUAUGGCGUAGUCAUCGUCUACCAUCGCCAGUGUGCUCUUCUGCUGGAGGAGGUCCAGCAGACCAUCGAGCGCUUGCUUCGCUCAAAGAGACACUUGAACAUUGACAUGCCGGACACUGACAGGUUGGUGCUGAAUGUCGCUGACUCUCUGUUCCAGCUAGAGGAGGCUGAAUGGGCACUGGAACCGUUUUUUGGAGUGAUGGGGGUUGAUUGUGAUCUGCCUAGUUCUUACGUGUCAUCUCAGGAAUUUAUGGAGGCCUCACCUUCUCUGGCGGUCAGAAAGGAAAUUACAUUACCUAAAGACCUCAAUGCUUCUCCUGAAUCAAUCACCAUCAAAGAUGCAGAGCUGGUUCCUGUGCUCGGCACGGAGUUUGGUGGGGCAGAGUUACCUGAAGCCACGGCUCAUGAGAUUGACAUGCUCAUGGAACAGCAGGAUCUGUUCCAUCUUGGUGAUGAUGAAGAUAAGGAGAGAGAGAGGGUGACAGAAGGGGAGAAAUCAGGAUAUAUGGAUCCUGCUAUGGUCUCUAUAGAACAACUGAAGAACAGUGAGUGCAUCGUGGAUGAGAGGAAUGGGCGUCUUACGGAGGUCACCUUAGAUCGGGUCGCUCUGGAGAUGACUCCUCCCCCCAUCACCAUGCCACCAACCACUGAGGCCAGUGAGAGAGACGUCGAGAUGGAGCGCUCCAGUGAGAAACUCUCAGUUGAGCAAUCUGUGCAUCCAAAGAGGCGAAGUCGCAAACGGCAACUGAUCUUCGCCGACCAAAACACACAGAUUACCCAGGAUGCAAUGCGACAACAAAUCAACAACCCUCUGAUUGAAACCCAAUCUCUGUCUGAUGUACUCUUAAGUAUUUCUGCCUCUCGGAAGGCAUCAGCAUCAGUUCUGCUCAGCACACCGUGUAACAUGCUCAUCCACCCUGAUCUCCAGAAACUAUGGAAAUCCUCCAGCGUUUCUUCCACCCUCCCCCGUCCCCGCAGGAAACGGCAGGCGCAGGAGGAGGGUGAGCAGUUGGACAAGGAGAAAGAAAGAGGGACGGAGAGGAGUCGGGAGUCUAGCAGAGAGGUGGUCAGGGAGUCUGGUGAGGCGGCUCUGCUUCUGUCUGAGCUCUCAGCUGGUUCUGACGUGCUGCUGGAUGUGUCUAAAGGAGACAAGUCUCAGAGUGACCACAUCACUCCCACCAACAGAUGGUCUCCUAUAGAAGAGGCUCCUGUGUCUAUGGAGGUGAUAUUAGAGGAACAUGUUGAACUGCCACAGGGAGAGACGGAGCCCGAGAUGAGUGACAUCACCACCGCUGACCUGCUCAGACUGAUCAUUGGCUUCAUCAAGCGCUUUGAGAAGGUCUCCUUUCACUCACUGCUGCCUCCAGAGGCCGAGCGCAGCACUACAGCUCAUCUGUUCUACAAACUACUGGAGGUGCUCGGUGGUCUGAAGUUAAGUGUACAUCAGACUGAACCGUUUGGAGUCAUCACCAUUACCAUGAACCGUUGAACACACACACCAUGUGCAAACAUACAUGCUCUCAAGAAAGUUGAAGCUGUUAGAUUGGUUUAACUGAGCACGAUGUUAUGCUGAAAUAUAUUAAGCCAGUUCAGAGGCUAGUUUUUGUAUUCAUAACAAAGAACAGUACAGAAAAACUUGUACAUAAUAUUUGAUGAUUAUGAAUAAUUGGUUACUGUAAUUAUUAUUUUAAUGUAAAUAAUCUCGCAUAGCAGUUGCAUGGUCUUAGAGCGAUAAAGUGUUCUUUUUAGAUAUUUUUUUAAUGAAUUUUUAUGAUGUUUUGAACUUUAUGACGUUUAAUGUUUUCAUUUGUAUAUAUACUGUAUAUAACUUG